AUGUACUCUCCUUCUUCUAAAUCAGUGUCUAGUAACAGAAAUGACUUGAAAGCUACAAAUCGUCUCUUGAAGGCGAAACCGCAUUUAGUGAACACCGACGUAUUUAUGUCCACUGUCCGCAGGCCGAUUCAUUUAGCAGUCACGGUAGGUAACUUGGAAAUAGUUAAUGCAUUGCUGCGCCACAUGUCAGAAGAAGACGUGAAAGCACAAGAUUCCUCCGGUCCCAAGAUUUCCGAAUGCUUGAUCGGAAAGAACAAGGAAUUGCUUACUUUUCCAGAUAACAAUGGGCUUAUUCCAAUUAUUUUCGCAUGUAAUAGGGCCCAUAAAGAUAUGACUCACUGCCUUUAUAACGAGACUACACUAGCAUAUCUACUCUCACCAGAAAAUCAAACUCAUGCAGCCUUGGUCGUCGGUCUGUGUAUUCGAAGCAAAUUGUUUGGCAAAUACUAA
Molecule: messenger RNA, 450 nt
Organism: Durio zibethinus
Lineage: Eukaryota; Viridiplantae; Streptophyta; Magnoliopsida; Malvales; Malvaceae
Source: RefSeq, a predicted model, not a curated record